UACAAGCCUCCAGAGCGUCUUCUUCCGGCGGGAGCUGUGCGGCUCCUUACCAUGGGGACAAUUCAUUUCUUUCGAAAACCGCAAAGAUCUUUUUUUGGCAAAUUAUUACAGGAAUUUACACUUGUAGCAGCUGACCGAAGGUCCUGGAAGAUAUUGCUCUUUGGUGCAAUAAACUUAAUAUGUACUGGUUUCCUGCUUAUGUGGUGCAGUUCUACUAACAGUAUAGCUUUAACUGCCUAUACUUACCUGACCAUUUUUGAUCUGUUUAGUUUAAUGACAUGUCUAAUAAGUUACUGGGUAAUGAUGAGGAAGCCGAGCCCUGUCUAUUCAUUUGGAUUUGAACGAUUAGAAGUCCUGGCUGUAUUUGCCUCCACAGUUUUGGCACAGUUGGGAGCUCUCUUUAUAUUAAAAGAAAGUGCAGAGCGCUUUUUGGAACAGCCUGAGAUACACACGGGAAGAUUAUUAGUUGGUACUUUUGUGGCUCUUUCUUUCAACCUGUUUACGAGGCUUUCUAUUCGGAAUAAACCUUUUGCUUAUGUCUCUGAAGCUGCCAGUACAAGUUGGCUUCAAGAGCAUGUUGCAGAUCUUAGUCGAAGCUUAUGUGGAAUUAUUCCAGGACUUAGCAGUAUCUUCCUUCCUCGAAUGAAUCCAUUCGUUUUGAUUGAUCUUGCUGGAGCAUUUGCUCUUUGUAUUACAUAUAUGCUAAUUGAAAUUAAUAAUUAUUUUGCUGUAGACACUGCCUCUGCCAUAGCCAUUGCUCUGAUGACAUUUGGCACUAUGUAUCCCAUGAGUGUGUACAGUGGGAAAGUAUUACUCCAGACAACACCACCUCAUGUUAUUGGUCAGUUGGAUAAACUUAUCAGAGAGGUAUCUACCUUGGAUGGAGUUUUGGAAGUCCGAAAUGAGCAUUUUUGGACUCUAGGUUUCGGUUCAUUGGCUGGAUCGGUGCAUGUAAGAAUUCGACGAGAUGCAAAUGAACAAAUGGUUCUUGCUCAUGUGACCAACAGGCUGUACACUCUAGUGUCUACUUUGACAGUUCAGAUUUUCAAGGAUGAUUGGAUUAGGCCUGCCUUACUGUCUGGGCCUGUUGCAGCCAGUGUCCUAAACUUUUCAGAUCAUCAUGUAAUCCCAGUGCCUCCUUUAAAGGGUACUGAUGAUUUGAACCCCAUCACAUCAACUCCAGCUAAACUUAGUAGUCCACCUCCAGAAUUUUCAUUUAACACCCCUGGAAAAAACAUGAGCCCAGUUAUUCUUCUGAACACACAAACUAGACCCUAUGGUUUGGGUCUUAAUCAUGGACACACACCUUAUAGCAGCAUGCUUAAUCAAGGCCUAGGAGUCCUAGGAACUGGAGCAACCCAAGGAUUCAGGACUGGUUUUACAAAUAUGCCAAGUAGGUAUGCAACUAAUGAUAGAAUUGGACAACCAAGACCAUAAGGUACUCUAAUUUAAUUUAUUUUUAUGAGGAAUAUUAACUUCUUGACUUCCAGUAUUUAGUUACUCAACUUUUGCAUUGACUGUUCAAUCAUUUACUCCAAAUGUUGGAGAAUAGUAAUCUCGUUCACAUUUCAUGAAACCUAUGAAACUAUAUUUUUGUAAAAUGUAUUUGGGGCAGUGAGAGCCUUGUAAAUGCUAUAGUCUUUAAAUAGAAGUUUGCUGUAGAACACAUGUUUCUCCAAAUUUGAAUUUUGCUAUCUGUGGUUUUGUAGUUGACUACUGUGUAAACAUGACAUUAGCUUUAUAAGACAACCACGUGAUAAAGUGGAUCCUAUCAGGUUAUUAAUAUUGCAGUAUUUUCUUCAGUGAAAUUUAUAAACAUUCUUCUUGAAUAGUGACACACAUUUUAGGAACGGAAAAAAAUGUCCAUUCUGAAAGUAAAAGUCUCUUUUAUAGCUCUUCUAAACUCAAUUGCUACAUUUUUUUUAAGGCUUUCCUGAAUUAUGUCCUAUAAAGUAAGGGCACAUUUUAAAAUCAAACUUUGGAACACAUUCUAAUAUCUAGCAAAAAUUAAAAAAAUUUAUCAGGUUUUUAAAAUAGUUUUCUCAUUAAAAUUAUUUUGUAGCAUUUGUAAAUAGUCCAUGGUUUUCAGUGUUUCAUUUUGGUUAAGUAGAUUACAUUUAAUCAAAUACUGACAGGAUAGCAUUUAUCUUUUUUGUUAAAUUUUUUUAGUUGACCUUUUAAUUUUUUAUUUUAUUAGCAAAAUAAAUGGACUGUAUUGCCAAAAAAAAAAAAAAUUCCAUACAUGAUAUGAAAUUUGAUUUCAGAGCUACGCAAACAAUUUGAGUUUACAUUAUAUAAUUUUACCAAAACAUAAUGGACCUUAGUGUGUAGUAUACAGUAUUAAGUCUACAGCAGAUAAUUUCUAACCUUUUUUUUUUUAACGUUUUAAAAAAUAGCGAAUUGUUAACUGUGGUGACGUGUGAGAAUCAUGUAGAUAAUUUUAUUUAUUUUGAUUGUUUUCCAAAUGCAAAUUUUAAGGACUUUCCCAUGUGGUCAGUAUUACUAAAAAAAAAAAAAAAAUAACAAGUAGCAGUAACAUUAUCUAUGAGGUUUUUCAGGUUGUCAUGAGUUCUACAACUAUAGUUUUUAAAAAGGGAUUUUUAGAAUUGAUUCAGCUUUCCUAGUAUCCAGUGUCCUGGAAAUUUAUGGCUUUUCUAGUCACCAGUCAGCUAUCCAGAGAAUAUUCUUGUUUUUGUAGAAUUCCCAACAAUUUAUUCAAUCAACUCAUCCUUUUUUAAAUGUAUCAGUACUUCCAAAUCCUAUUUCUUCACUGUGUAGUAGCCAACACCUAAGCCGCCGCCUCUGUCAAGCAGAAUUGUAGUCAUCCUGUGGUAAUAAGUGACCUUGUCUCAAAUAACAUUUUCUUGGUGGAGAGUCAAUCAUUGUCUUUGACAUCUGCAACUCUGUUCAAGCAUUUUAUCUGCUGACACAAUAGAGCCCACAGUAUUGGAUGUGGGAGAAAAUGAAACUUCCUAAAAUGUAGUAAGGCACUCUACUACUUUUUUUUUUUUUUUUCCCUUUGGUCUUAUGUUCUCCAUCUAUUACUCUACCUAUUAUUAGUCUACUAUUACAGGGUAAUUUUUCCUCCAUUGACCUCAACAAAAUGUGAAUUGGGGUCAUGCAUGAAAUCUGAAGAACGGCCAUGUACUGAGGGAUGUUUAAUAGGUAUGUGUUACCAUCCCAUGCUUGUCUUCUACACCUCCAUGAGAUUUUAAAAGGGUUCUGGUACUGACUACACUUCUGUGUGAGGCCAUAUGCCUAUUUCCUCAACACCCAUGCAGAGGCAACACCAGUGCAGCUGUCCCACCAAAGGUUCUUUACUACCACCUACACUAUUUGAGAAUGGACACUCCAUGCAUUACUGUAUAGAAAAGUCUUAUUUGCCAAACUCUGGCCAGCUUCUGGAUAUGAAAAUAAGAAACUUUGCAGCAUUGGCCUAUAGGCAGCAGCCUUGCUACUAGAUGUUGCCACACAAUUGGUUAAAAUGGACAAAGAAAGAAGUUUGAAUUAAAUUCUUGGCCUGUGGUUUUUGAUUGAGCAUGAUACAUGAAGUGUGAUUAGCCCUGUUCUACAAAGACAGUGUAUUGUAAUUAAAAAAACAAAAAAGCACUGGACUAGGAGGCAAGCAAUUUGGAUUCCAAUCCUGAUUCUGCCACUAUGUAAGUACUUUUGGGCAAGUCACUGAACUUCUCUAAGUGUUCUCACCUAUAAAGUUAGGGAGGAGAAUGAUCUGGUAGAUCUGUAAAAUAUCAUGACCAGCUCCAAAGAAUGUAUACCCACUUGCAAAACAGAAUAUUUUGUCCAGAAUUUCUUUGCAGUGACUACCUCAGUAUACAGGCCAAGUGUUGCCCACGCCAACACCCAAGCCAUUAAUAUGAGGUGCCGUGAGUAAAAGGUGAACUGUGGGAAGUUAUCACUUAGGUUUUUGGUUUUUUUCAGAGUUGUCUUGGUUGACAUAAAUUCAGAUUAACAUAUUUUUUUAGAACUCUUUCUUUUUGGGGAAGGGAUAUUUUUGAGGUCUUAGAGGAGAGAUCAGGCAGUGUGUAUAGGAUAUGAAAGACUAGGGUACAUUUUCCCUUUCUUUAAUCUCUGAAGUCACAGUUGGAAUUACUUACAUGCAUCACCUUCUGGAGAGGACCUGAAUUUCAAGCUUCUGUUUUAGCUGCUUGUAAUUUGCCAGUUUUCUGCUUCAUUAAAGAAUGCUGAUCCUUUUUGGGAGUCUGAACUGGUUCUAAUUUAAGAAAGUGAUUUUUAAAUUCCAAAUCUAAAUGAAUUAAACUGAAUUAAAGAACAUACAUGGAAUUUUCCCUCUGAUUUUAAAUAACUUUGUUUUGUUUCUUUAUUCAACAGUUACUUGUUGAUAAUUUAAGUAUCUCAUAUUCAGCAAACAUUUAUUGAGAAUCUACUAUGUGCCAGGCACUGUACUAAGUAAAUAUGCAUACAAAAUCUCA
Molecule: messenger RNA, 4451 nt
Organism: Choloepus didactylus (southern two-toed sloth)
Lineage: Eukaryota; Metazoa; Chordata; Mammalia; Pilosa; Megalonychidae
Gene: SLC30A6
Product: solute carrier family 30 member 6
Exons: 14
Coding region: 52-1437 (461 amino acids)
Biological process (GO): transmembrane transport; monoatomic cation transport
Cellular component (GO): membrane
Molecular function (GO): monoatomic cation transmembrane transporter activity
Source: RefSeq, a predicted model, not a curated record